AUGAGUCCGGAAGGCAAAGCUUUAAUGGAAGCAGUAUCUAAAGGACAAUUGCGCUUAGCUCGUGUACUCAUUGACGGAGGAGCAUAUAUUAAUUCCAAAGAUGAAAACAAGCAAACUCCUUUAAUGGUAGCUUGCAGAAAUAACGUUAAAUGGACUGAAUCUGGAGAAAAAAUGAUCAAGUUUAUUCUGGACAGAAAUGCUGACCCGAAUUGUACAGACUAUCGUGGUAAUACAGCAAUUAUUUUAGCUUGCCAAAAUUUUACUAAUGCGAAUAUUAUUAGGAUGCUAUUGGAACAUCACGCGAAAUCGCAACUGAUUAAUCAUGACGGCGAUACAGCAUUAACAUCAGCCAUAAGAGCCAACAAUACGGACGCUGUAGUAACAUUGCUAUCGUAUUUUAGAAAUAACAGAAUAUCAUUAAGGAAGGACGAACGAAAGCUCUUAGAAAGCAAGUACGGUAGUCAUAAGUUAAAAGAUCUUGUUGACAAGCUGAAAAUGCAGCCGAAUAGUGAACUAAUAGAAUUCAGUCAAGCAGACAGAUUAGAUUAUCGUGAUUCUUCUGUCUUCUGUAAUAAUUCGAGUCAAGGACUUCAAUCAUCCGAUAUUUCAAUAGUAACCGAAAGCACGAAUUUUUUUUCGAUGAGCAGUGAAUAUUGGCAUAAUCGUAAUUCUGCCAUUAUAACUGAUACUAAGAGUAGUCAAAAAUUAUAUGGAUUAUCAACUGAAAAAUGUUCUGAAGAUCUCGUAAACAGGCCAAAUAGUAGUGCGCUGCCACAACUACAGAGAAAGGAUCAUCCAGAAAUUUAUUCUAAUAAUUUCAGAUCUCGUCAUAACAGCGAUGUGGCCACUGAUGCACUACAUGGCAAACCGCAUAAAUUAACGUUUUAUAACGAUCAAUUGCCGCACAGCUUGCCCUCUGAGCCUUUAUUUUUAUUUGAUCAAGGGAUACUGCAACACUCUAGCUCAAUGAACGAGCGAAACCUUUUUCACUAUCAAAAUGAACUGUCAAAACAUCCAUUGCAUCCCCUUGAGUCGGAAUCGCGAAUCAAGCGAAGAAAUACACUUCCACCUCUACGCUCAAAGGCUUUAAUGGUAGAGGAAAGACCCUAUAGUGAUAAUAUUAACACUGAUCAAAUAUCACCGACUAGCAAGCAAAAGUCUUACCAAAAGUAUAAGAUGAGAAACGUUGCCUUUGAUAAUGAUGAAUCUACUGUAAUUUAA
Messenger RNA from Trichoplax adhaerens, 1221 nucleotides. RefSeq lists its product as uncharacterized. The record is from RefSeq and is a predicted model, not a curated record. Gene Ontology annotation, molecular function: protein binding. The coding region runs from base 1 to 1221 and encodes 406 amino acids. The transcript has a single exon. Lineage: Eukaryota; Metazoa; Placozoa; Uniplacotomia; Trichoplacea; Trichoplacidae.